AUGGCACGCAAGAACGUACGAGCAUACCGUCGAGCUGCCAUAGCAGUCAUUCGUAUCUCUGGCCCAGCAUGUCUUCACAUCUACAGACUGCUAUGCCCGAGUCGUCCACCACCAAAACCUCGCACCGCGACGCUACGAAGACUUUAUGAUCCCAACGACCCACAGUCCUCGGAUCUCCGAGUCCUUGAUACGGGAGCACUCGUCCUAUACUUCCCCGCUCCUCACACAGUAACCGGUGAAGAUGUGCUCGAGCUGCACGUUCACGGUGGUCGAGCCAUUGUUCGCUCGGUUUUGGACGCAAUAUCAAAAUGCGGGCAUUUGACGCAGGGAAGAGGCGGAACAGUGAGACAUGCUGAGCCUGGCGAGUUCACGAAGUGGGCAUUUUAUAAUGGGAAAUUGGACCUCGCGCAGGCCGAAGCAUUGGGCGAAACCCUCGCAGCCGAGACAGAGCAACAGCGUCGGUUAGCUGUCAGCGGUGCAGAUGGCGGACUCUCCAAAAGAUACGAGGAAUGGCGUACCAUGCUACUAUACGCUCGAGGAGAGCUAGAGGCCCUGAUCGACUUUUCGGAAGAUCAGCACUUUGAUGAGUCGCCAGCAGAGUUUGUGGCCUCGAUCUCAAAACAAGUCAGCGUGCUGAAGAGACAGAUUGAGCUACACCUGCAAAAUGCAUCUAAGGGUGAACUGCUGCGCAAUGGCAUCAGCAUAGCCUUACUGGGCGCACCAAAUGCCGGCAAGAGUUCCUUGCUCAAUCGAAUUGUCGGGCGAGAAGCUGCCAUUGUCAGUGCCGAAGAAGGGACUACUCGAGACAUUGUCGAUGUCUCGGUUGACCUCAAUGGCUGGCUAUGCCGGCUGGGUGACAUGGCCGGUCUACGCGCCAUGGGGCCUGUUGGACAGCAGCAACAACCUGUCGGCUUGGUGGAACAAGAAGGCAUACGUCGAGCAAGAGAGCGGGCCAUGCAAUCCGACGUUGUUUUGGUACUGUUGUCUGUCGAAAUGGAUGAAGAUGGGAAUCCGCAAGUCCCUAUCAACGGACAAGUUCUUGAGGCAGUGCAGGAAUGCGAUGCUGCCGGGAAGACUAUUCUGGUCGUUCUGAAUAAGAUUGACCUGCUGGACAUGCAUGAUGGUCCAAAACAAGAACGCAUGAGAGCCUUGCAGACACGAAUCCGUCAGAUAUUUCCAACGGUCUCUGAGCGACGGUUAUGCAUGGUAUCCUGCAAAGGUGCAGCAAAUAGCUCAAUGGGCUCCGACCCCGGCGGUAUUCAAACAUUUCUCAGACAACUGACUAGCUCCUUCAUGGAAUUGACGACAGCAUCCACCAGCGAAGACAUUGCGAAUGCCAGAAUGACGCCAGCAGAAGCACGGGCCUACUGGACCACCUCUCUCUCGGUCACGCAUCGGCAGACUACGUACCUGUCGCAGUGCUUACAUCAUCUUGAGGACUUCCUUGCCCUGAGCCAGUCGCAGCCUCGGUCUUACCUGCAUACAGAGACAACGGAAAUCUCCGAUUCGUGCAAUUUCGCCAGUGAUUACCGCCCUGAUCGCCACGAUGACCACGUCGGUCCAAAUAUAGUACAGGUGAAUGGAGAUGGACCUGGAGAUGGUGCAAUCGAUAUCGUGACUGCAGCGGAACAUCUCCGUUUCGCGGCGGACUGCCUUGCCAAGAUUACGGGUAAGGGAGAAUCCGGUGAUGUGGAGGACAUCCUUGGAGUCGUUUUCGAAAAGUGA
This is a messenger RNA of Cladophialophora psammophila CBS 110553, 1725 nucleotides long. RefSeq names its product tRNA modification GTPase. Gene Ontology annotation, molecular function: protein binding; GTPase activity; GTP binding. Bases 1 to 1725 code for a protein of 574 amino acids. Gene Ontology annotation, biological process: tRNA methylation; tRNA wobble uridine modification. Gene Ontology annotation, cellular component: cytoplasm; mitochondrion. The record is from RefSeq and is a predicted model, not a curated record. The transcript is spliced from 2 exons. Lineage: Eukaryota; Fungi; Ascomycota; Eurotiomycetes; Chaetothyriales; Herpotrichiellaceae.